Molecule: messenger RNA, 3204 nt
Organism: Colletotrichum karsti
Lineage: Eukaryota; Fungi; Ascomycota; Sordariomycetes; Glomerellales; Glomerellaceae
Product: serine carboxypeptidase
Exons: 6
Coding region: 1-3204 (1067 amino acids)
Biological process (GO): proteolysis; base-excision repair
Cellular component (GO): nucleus
Molecular function (GO): DNA-(apurinic or apyrimidinic site) endonuclease activity; serine-type carboxypeptidase activity; DNA N-glycosylase activity
Source: RefSeq, a predicted model, not a curated record
AUGCGCUUCAUUCGUUCCCUCGCCCUCGGCAGCCUGCUCUGCGGCUUCGUCGGCGCCCAGUUUCCUUCGACCAAUGUCAAUCUCACCACCAUCACCUCGCCCGUAGACGGCAACGUCACCGUCAGCUACAAGAUCCCGACAGGCGCAUGCAAAACGGCCUACGCGAACCAGCAGCAGUACUCGGGAUGGGUCAACGUUCCGGGCCCGUUCCCGGCCAACAUGUUCUUUUGGUUUGUCGGCGCACGCGAACCGACAGACACAAUGACUAUCUGGCUCAAUGGAGGGCCUGGUGUCAGCUCGCUGUUUGGAAUGUUCACCGAGGUCGGUCCUUGCGAGGUUGUCGAGAAGGGAUUGGAUCAGUACGAUACUGUUGCGAGGGAAUGGGGCUGGGACCGCGCUUCCAACAUGCUGUUCAUCGACCAGCCCAACCAAGUUGGUUUCUCCUACGACAUCGCGACCAAUGGCUCAAUGGACCUGUUUAACGCCAACCAGUCCACCCCGCCGCAGCCAGUGCCACAAGGACAGCUCCCCGCGACGUUCCUCAACGGCACCUUCAGCUCGCUGAACACGAACAACACGGCCAACACCACUGAGACGGCGGCCAUGGCGAUAUGGCAUAUGUUGCAGGGCUUCUUGGGCGCAUUCCCUCAGUACAAUCCGCCCAACAACAGCGCGCUUGGCAUCAACCUGUUUGCGGAGAGCUACGGUGGAAAGUACGGGCCGGUCUUCUCUGACGUCUGGGAACGACAGAACGAGAAGCGCGAGAACGGCACGCUCUCCACCAACACGACGCUUGAAAUCCACCUCACCUCUCUCGGUAUCGUCAACGGCUGCAUCGACGAUCAGGUCCAGGCGCCGUACUACCCAGCCAUGGCGAACAACAACACGUAUGGUUUCAAAGCCAUGAGCGACGUCCGUCUGAACCUCGCCAACGGCAGUCUGUACACCACCGGCGGCUGCCUGGACCGUAUUCGACAAUGCCGCACCGCAAACUCCGUUUAUGACGCCAACAACACCGGCACAGUGAGAGAGGUCAACGAGUUGUGCUCUCAGGCCUACGACACUUGCAACCAAAACGUCAUGUCGCCGUACGCGGAGGCUGGGAGGAGCUGGUACGACAUUGCGCGCAAGAACCCCGACUCGUUCCCGCCGAACACCUACCUCGAGUACGUCAACACGGCAGGCUUCCAGCAAGCAAUCGGGUCCGUGGUGAACUUCACCAUGACCAGCCAGGCAGUCCUCUCGAAUUUCGACUCCACCGGCGAUUACAUGCGAGGACCCAUCAUCCCGAAGCUGGCUGGCCUCCUCGAGCGCGGCAUCCGCGUUGCUCUGAUAUACGGCGACCGCGACUACAUCUGCAACUGGCUGGGCGGAGAGGCCGCCUCCGUCAACCUCGCGUGGCAGGCCGGGACCACGUAUGGGCAGAAGUUCAGCUCCGCCGGCUACGCGCCCAUCAUCGUUAACGACUCCUACAUCGGCGGCGUCGUCCGGCAGUUCGGGAACCUGUCCUUCAGUCGCAUUUACCAAGCGGGCCACUCGGUCCCGGCCUACCAGCCGGAGACUGCGUUCCAGGUCUUCGCCCGCGUUAUCCUCGGCACGUCCGUCUCGACAGGUGAUGCGGUCGACUUGUCCAAGUACAACACGACGGGAGACGCUCACGCCACGCACACGGACAAGCUGCCGGACUCGCCGGAGCCGACCUGCUGGCUGCGCUACAUGCAGUCCUCGUGCAGCGACGACCAGGUCAAGAUGCUCCAGCAGGGCGAGGGCACCGUCAUCAACGGCGUGCUGUACAGCGCGUCCAGCGACUGGCCUCUGGCAACGCAGGCGCCGACCUCGACCCAGCCCGCGGCUUCGUCUUCGACCACGGUCCUGACGGGCGUCUUCACGGCAACAUCGACGCCCAAGAGUGGCGGCCUCACAAACAACCCCCGAGACUCGUUCGCCGCGUUGGUGGCCGCCUUCGCGGGCGUCGUGGACAGAUGGGAACGGCACUUGAUGCGGUCGGUGCCCGUCGCCCGGUGCGUGCACUUCCUGCGCUUGCAUCUCCUGGGCAAGAAGAUUGCCAAGGUCUCUGCCCCCGAUGAUGCCAAUGUCUUCGGAAAAGUUGGAACCAGCGGCCCUGCGUUUGAAAAAGCCGUGAAAGGGAAGAAGGUGGUCUCCGUUGGAAGCCAGGGCAAGUACUUUUGGAUAACCUUUGACAAACCGCCUCAUGCUGUGAUGCACUUGGGAAUGACGGGAUGGAUCCACAUCAAAGGUGACAAGACCGCAUAUACCAACUACUACAAGAAGAUGAAGGAGGGCGAAGCAGACGUCUGGCCUCCCAAAUACUGGAAGUUCCAGAUCGAAACAGAAGGCAACCCGACAGUUCAAGCCGCGUUCACGGACCCCCGCAGGUUCGGCCGCAUCAGACUCGUCGACUGCCCCGGCGAGGACAUCCGCAACCAUUCGCCCCUGAAGGAGAACGGCCCGGACCCCGUCGUCGACGUCGACGUCUUCACGGAGGACUACCUCAAGCAGAAGAUGCAGUCCCGGCACGUCCCCGUCAAGGCCCUGCUCCUCGACCAGACCCACAUCAGCGGCAUCGGGAACUGGGUCGCGGACGAGGUCCUCUACCAGUCUAAGCUGCACCCGGAGCAGUACUGCGACGACUUCAGCGAGGGGGAGAUCCGCACACUGUACGAGGCCAUCCGAUACGUCUGCCAGACGGCCGUCGACAAGCUCGGCGACUCGGACGAGUUCCCCGGUGAUUGGCUUUUUAACCAUCGCUGGGGCAAGGGGAGCAAGGGCGCCUCGACCGCGCUGCCGAACGGGGAGAAGCUCGCCUUCAUCACGGUGGGCGGGCGGACGAGUUGUUACGCGCCGGCGCGGCAGAAGAAGACGGGACGGGUACCAGCCUCGGCGAAGGAGGAACCGCUGGACGGCGGAGAGGAGGCGAAGGCUAAACCGAAAGCGAAACGGGCAGCGAAGGAUGCCGAAGCUGAGGAGAAACCCAGCAAAAAGGCCAAGGUUUCGAAGAGGGUGAAGGAGGAGGUAAAGGAGGAGUCUCCCGAGCCAGUUACCGCCGCCGCAGCGCCCAGCAAGAAAUCGCGGGGUUCAAAGGUUCAAGCUCAGAAAGCCAAAGCUCCGCCCCCUAAAACGGAGGAGAAGCCGGACGAACCGGUGGACACGGGGAGACGAAGGUCGCAGCGAUUAAGAAAAUGA